Molecule: messenger RNA, 332 nt
Organism: Acaulospora morrowiae
Lineage: Eukaryota; Fungi; Glomeromycota; Glomeromycetes; Diversisporales; Acaulosporaceae
Source: the annotation of a GenBank genome assembly
AUGCCUGAACAAAUAAUUAAAUCGUUAAAAUUAAUUAAUGUGAAUCCAACAAUCUAUGGACGCUCGAAAGCAUCCCGCAGGAUUUUGGCUCUUUUUGCAACGAAGCACCCGCUAACCCUCGAGGAAUUGAAUGUUACUCAGCUUGAUCAUGUGAAAAUCGAUAGCAAGAACAAUCGCGUGCUUAUCGAAUUCACCCCUACCAUACCGCAUUGUUCCAUGGCUACUUUAAUUGGAUUGUGUAUUCGUGUGAGAUUGUUACGAAGUUUACCCGAAAGAUUUAAAGUUGACAUCAUGGUUAGGAAAGGGACGCAUCAAUCCGAACAAGCUGGUGC